This is a messenger RNA of Exophiala mesophila, 1497 nucleotides long. RefSeq lists its product as uncharacterized. Bases 1 to 1206 code for a protein of 401 amino acids. The transcript has a single exon. The record is from RefSeq and is a predicted model, not a curated record. NCBI's taxonomy places the organism in Eukaryota, Fungi, Ascomycota, Eurotiomycetes, Chaetothyriales, Herpotrichiellaceae. Gene Ontology annotation, cellular component: nucleus; cytoplasm. Gene Ontology annotation, biological process: peptidyl-arginine methylation. Gene Ontology annotation, molecular function: protein arginine N5-methyltransferase activity.
AUGUCUAAUGACGGGGCUCAGGCCGACAACUAUCUAAGUCAGAUCCGCGAGGUACUUCAGGCUGCAUCGGCCCACGAUCUCCAGGCCUUACGACGUUAUACAAGGGACUACAGUUUCCCCGACUGCAAAGUGGUUGAUGUUCAAGACCCCGCCUCAGGUCAAUCACCCUUGCACGCAGUCAUUUACUCUUGCGCAUCUCUGACAAAUGGAGAAAGCCUACCCUCGAAUUCUAAAGAGGACACAGGGUCAGAGGCUGUCAGGUUCCUCUUGGAGCAUGGAGCGAUUUGGAAUCAGUUGGACAACAACAAUGAAACUCCGGGCUGUGUCGCUUACAGGCUGGGCUUGGAGUCGCUGUAUCAAUUAAUGGUGGAUGCGGGAGUACGUGCAGAAAUGCUAUUGAGUCGACUCGACGAUUACGAGAGGCUCGAAGACGGCGAUGAAGAGCCCGAGGACGGCGAUGAAGAGCCCGAGGACGAGCAAGAUCUCCCGGCUGGGCCCAAUGAUGAUAUAGCCGUUGAAGCCGCUGAGAUGGGGCGGCCAGAUGUCGACAGUUCCACCUACCUUUCCUCUGAGCUGUCAUUCAGUGGAAGAAUGCUUCUGGACGAGCAGCAGAACGGUGUAAUGAUGGCUUGGGAGAGCGAUAUCAUGCUCAAGUCUGCCAAUGCUCUGCUGACUCGUCCGGACCUGCGGAUUUUGAACAUCGGUUUUGGAAUGGGGAUCGUUGAUACCCACAUACAGAACCACCCAAACAAACCUUCAAGUCAUCACAUUAUCGAAGCUCACCCUGAAGUUCUUGCUUCAUUGCAGAGUCAAGGGUGGCAGGAUAAACCUGGUGUGGUUGUCCACGCCGGCAAAUGGCAGGAUGUGCUGCCUCAGCUGAUUACAGAAGGCCAUGUUUUUGAUGCCAUCUACUUCGACACAUUUGCUGAAUCCUAUGCGGACUUCCGCGACUUCUUUUCGGAGCAAGUUAUUGGACUCCUUGACCAAGAAGGGCGAUGGUCCUUCUUCAACGGGAUGGGAGCCGACAGACAGCUCAGUUAUGAUGUCUACCAGAAGGUUGUCGAAUAUGAUCUCUUCGAAGCCGGUUUCGAUGUAGAAUGGGAGAGCAUGGCUCUCCCCAAGCUCGACAAGGAAUGGGAAGGUGUCCGGCGAAAGUACUGGAAUGUCGAUGAAUAUCGCCUCCCCGUCUGCAGAUUCAUGGACUAGGAACAUUUGAACCAAUAAGUCGGUCUGCUCCUGUACACUGGAUCUACAGCAAGCAAGUCCUCCUCACACGUGGUCGUCGGUCUAUCGUUGGCCGAGAACUGGGCACACUGGCGGUCCAUCUACAAAUUCCCCGCAUUCACUUCUCCUCGGUGGACGACGACCGACGAUGCUCCAAGUCUUUCUCCGCGCAUCCGGUGAGGAGAUUUACGACACAACGGUUAGCUGCAAAGGCGGCCGCGGAUUCCAGAUUCAUAUAUGGUGGGCGGAGUCCAGGUGCCGCGAAUGGUAGAA